Molecule: messenger RNA, 1295 nt
Organism: Abrus precatorius (Indian licorice)
Lineage: Eukaryota; Viridiplantae; Streptophyta; Magnoliopsida; Fabales; Fabaceae
Product: WAT1-related protein At5g07050-like
Exons: 7
Coding region: 66-1295 (409 amino acids)
Cellular component (GO): plasma membrane
Molecular function (GO): transmembrane transporter activity
Source: RefSeq, a predicted model, not a curated record
GUGUUCUUCCUCUUUCUCUAAAGAACGCUCACCCUUUCUAAAGACUAACCUCUACCCUUAUCAAAAUGGCCACUGAAAAGCUUAGAUAUAGUUCCAAAUUCCUUGAGAGUUCUAAACCCUACUUUGCCAUGAUCUCUUUACAGUUUGGCUAUGCUGGCAUGAACAUUAUCACUAAGGUCUCUCUCAACCAAGGCAUGAGCCACUAUGUCCUUGUGGUUUAUCGCCAUGCUGUUGCCACCGCGGUCAUUGCUCCAUUUGCCUUUAUUUUUGAAAGGAAAGGUCAACCCAAGAUAACAUUUCCAGUUUUCAUGCAAAUUUUCGUCCUAGCUCUCCUUGGGCCUGUGGUUGAUCAAAACUUCUACUAUGCUGGGUUGAAGCUCACAUCGCCAACCUUCUCAUGUGCAAUGAGCAACAUGCUUCCAGCCAUGACUUUUGUGAUGGCAGUUCUAUGCCGAAUGGAGAAAAUUAACAUAAAGCAGGUGAGAUGCAUAGCAAAGAUAGGGGGAACGUUAGUAACAGUGGCAGGGGCUAUGCUGAUGACCCUGUACAAAGGUCCUAUAGUGGAGCUGAUAUGGGCCAAACAUGCUGAUCUUCACAAUAAAACCAAUGCAACAAGCACCACAGGAUCCCCAGACAAAGAUUGGUUCUUAGGCUGCAUAUUCCUUAUCAUUGCCACCCUUGCCUGGGCUUCCCUCUUUGUUUUACAAGCCAAAGCUAUAAAGACGUACAAGAAUCAUCAGCUGAGCCUCACUUCCCUUGUGUGCUUUAUAGGCACUCUUCAAGCUAUUGCCGUUACUUUUGUUGUUGAACACAAUCCUUCUGUAUGGAGAAUUGGCUGGGAUAUGAACUUACUUGCUGCUGCCUAUGCCGGGAUUGUGACCUCAAGCAUAUCAUACUAUGUACAAGGACUGGUAAUUAAGAAGAAAGGACCUGUCUUUGCAACUGCCUUUAGCCCUUUAAUGAUGAUCAUUGUUGCCAUCAUGGGUUCCUUUAUCCUAGCAGAACAAAUUUAUCUUGGGGGUGUGAUUGGGGCCAUCUUGAUUGUUAUAGGGUUAUACUCUGUUCUGUGGGGAAAGCACAAAGAGCAAAAAGAAAGCAAAGUGGCUGAUGAAAUUCCCUUGCCUGUAAAGGAUGCUCAAAUUGGAGUAAUUGCAGGGGCAGUGAUUGAUGCCCCAAAUAAUGUUACCGAAGUCAAAUAUGGUCAGAAAGGAGAAGCCAACAAGCCCUCUUCCAUCGUAUUAAAUAUGCCUAUUCGUGAGCCUCCCGUGAAAGCUAACCAAGAGGCAAAGGCUUAA